Molecule: messenger RNA, 2164 nt
Organism: Hyposmocoma kahamanoa
Lineage: Eukaryota; Metazoa; Arthropoda; Insecta; Lepidoptera; Cosmopterigidae
Product: zinc finger protein 493-like
Exons: 8
Coding region: 1-1584 (527 amino acids)
Biological process (GO): regulation of transcription by RNA polymerase II
Cellular component (GO): nucleus
Source: RefSeq, a predicted model, not a curated record
AUGAACUCCCAAAUUUGUGUAAACUGUAGCAAUAAAAAGGACGUAAACACAACCAACAACCGGCUAGUGACAGAGAGUUGUGGUCAUGUGAAAUGUAUGGAGUGCCUUCUCCAGGAGAAAUCUGGUUGUAUAGCAUGUCAAAAUGAAAUAAAUGAUGAUAUUAGUAAUGGCUCAGAUUUUGAUGUCAGUAAAACUUUAGCGGUGGAAUACGGCGUUAAUGACGUUAACAUAGAUAAUAACAGAAGUCCAGAAAUUGCUAAAACAGAGAAAAAGAAACCUGAAACCUCUCAUAUCCAGGUUGAAAUAGUUGGUAAAACGAAAACCUAUAAAUGCCUAGUUUGCAAUAAGAAGUUCCAUGCUCGCAGUAUGGUGGCAUACCAUGCUUACUGCAACGGACAGACAAAACCUUAUCAGUGUCCUUUCCCAGAGUGCAAUAAGAGUUUCACUAGCAUGUCGUAUUACCAAUACCACAUGCGGGUGCACAGCGGCGACCGUGCGUUUCCAUGUAACGUGUGCGGGAAGAGUUUCUUUCAGAAGAGUAAGAUGAUGCGUCAUAGUAUGAAACAUUCCAAAGACAAAAAGUACAUCUGCGAAGUGUGCACCAAGGGCUUCAGCAACUCUACAGCACUACGUCGACAUGCGCUGACCCACACCGAAGAGCGUCCGUACUGCUGCACGAUUUGCGGCCAGCGCUUCCGGGACAGCUCCAAUUUUAGGAAACAUGUUAUUAAACAUGAAAACAUGGGCAAGUCUCCAGCCCCUGACAGUACGGUGCGCCGCGAACUGCGCGCGCACAAAUGUGUGUACACGCGGUGUAAACAGGCCUUCUAUUCGCGCAAGGACUUGCGACGUCACAUGCAAGUGCAUACUGACACGAAGCCGUACCGCUGCAAAGCGUGCGAGGUGGAGCGUCGUUUUCGGCGGAAGGACAACCUCGACCGGCACAUCCGCCACUCGCACCCGGGUCUCGCUCCCGCAAUGGCCGCUGUCCGUGAAGAAGCUCCCGUCACCGCCGCAUGCUUUGAGAAUGGUCAUGCAGAAUCGGAGGAUGACCCUAAAAAAUUCACUGAUGAAGUCUCCGAGAAAAAGAAACUUGAGUUUCUCAAUCCAUUGCCUCCAUUACCACUAGAAGUCAUAGAACAGCACAUGGCAACAGAAACCGUAGACGAUAUAACCUCAGACGACACAGUUAUAGAUGCACCAGUAGUAGACAACAACACUGAGAAGCGUGUCAUAGAUACAUCGUACAUUCUCCAAGCAAAUAACGCAAGAGAUAGUGUAAUAGUAGGAACGUGUACGGACAGAAAGACUACAAGUCCUGUGCCAGAAUAUGUACACAAAAUUCGCAGGGCAAAUUCUUUGAUAUGCAAUAAGGAAACAGGGUUACCUCCUAUAGACCCUACGAAAAUUAUUGAACUAGAGACAAAAACUACUCUAAAUCAUUUAGAUAUUGGUGUUCCUUCGCCGAAGAACAUAGAGACUUAUAAAAAUAUUCUCUAUGAUAAGUUGGAGAACAAUGGAGGAGAGGAAGAGAAGGCGCCAGAAAUACAUUGGAGAAGAAAGAUGAAGCUUGGAAUCAACUGAUACUCAACAAACUUAAAGGCUGAUUGGGGUAGCUAGUAUACGGAGUUGAAUUUUGAGCUUAUGAUGGGUUGUAUCUCACUGUUUGCGCGCCAUAGCGUAUGUCAAAUUAAAAGUAAGUAAGCGGUGCUUAUACAUGCAUUGCAGUGAGAUUUUAACAUUUACGAACAAUCAUUAGAAUGGUUUUGUUCUGCACAUAAUUCAAAUAAAAUAUAAUAUAAUGUAUUUGUAAAAUCCUAACAACCCGCAUGACUACAUUAUUCGUUUAUUCCCAGUAGUUCCAAUAUUAUUAACAUCAUAAUUAACAACUUUUAUCCCAUGACUUUUUACAAAACAUUAUAAACUUACCAAAAGAAAACUUGUAAGUUUUUGUUGUACUGUCUGACACUUUAGAUGUAUAUUUGGUAGUAAGAUAGUAAGUUCAAAUGUGCAAUUGUUCUCCCCCAAAAACCCGCACCCGCACCAGCGUUUUACACAGAGUUAUCACCGUUUAGAGCGAUUUGUUUAAAUAUUAUUUUUUAUGAAUGUAAAAUAAUAAUAAUAAUAAUAAAUAUUAGACAACAUCACAUACAUUGCUCUGAUC